AUGGAUCAAAAUUUUAUUAAUACAUAUAUAUUGCCUUUUCUAUAGAUUCAAUAAGAAUCACCUUCUAAUAAGAAACCUUGUGGUUUUAUUGAUAGAACAUAGAUGAGACAAUCAAGAAUCAUACAUUAAUCAGUUAAAUUAGAACCAUAGAUUUAAGGAAGUGUUGUUGAUGAGAUUAUUAAAAGGUGUGAGAUUCCUUCAUCAUAUAUAUUGUACAAAAGGAAUAAAGAUUUCAUUCCUAAACAACUCAAUCCUAUUUCAAAAUCUGUGAAUGUUCGAAGUAAUCAUAGCAGUCUAAAGGCCUACCAGGAAAAUCAAAAAAUCUAAAAAGUACAUCAAAAAUCCAAAAAGCAAUAAUCUUUUAUUCGAAGACAAUCAUACUCCUUUGAAGAUUAAGCAGAAAAUAAUAUUACUUACCAUAAGGAAUUUACAUAAAAGGAAUCAUCAAAUUUUGAUAUGUUUGACACAAAGGAUUUAUUUGCAACAAAAUUAAAUUUCUGUUCAAAAUAUACUUAAGAAUCAGAUAGAGAAUAAAAGAGUACUUUAUAUACACCAAGAAUUAGUGAGAUUUUGUAAAGAAAAGCUAAAAAUGAUUUACCACAUCAAAAUAUGAAGGCUAUUAAAUUAUCUAAUGAAUGGUAAAAUCAAUAAAUUUAAAGUGAUAUGAGAGAUUAUUAAGAUUAAAAGAAAUUUUAAAACGUUAGAGUUCAGUUAGAUAUACAUAGAUAUGAACAUUAGAGACAGCAAAAUAAAAUUAAAAUAAAUAGAUUAUUGCUUAAAAGACUUUGA
Messenger RNA from Paramecium pentaurelia, 789 nucleotides. Lineage: Eukaryota; Ciliophora; Oligohymenophorea; Peniculida; Parameciidae. The record is from the annotation of a GenBank genome assembly.